This is a messenger RNA of Aspergillus sclerotioniger CBS 115572, 2259 nucleotides long. Its product is annotated as fungal specific transcription factor domain-containing protein. The record is from RefSeq and is a predicted model, not a curated record. The coding region runs from base 162 to 1880 and encodes 572 amino acids. Gene Ontology annotation, cellular component: nucleus. NCBI's taxonomy places the organism in Eukaryota, Fungi, Ascomycota, Eurotiomycetes, Eurotiales, Aspergillaceae. Gene Ontology annotation, molecular function: RNA polymerase II cis-regulatory region sequence-specific DNA binding; zinc ion binding; DNA-binding transcription factor activity, RNA polymerase II-specific. Gene Ontology annotation, biological process: DNA-templated transcription; positive regulation of transcription from RNA polymerase II promoter by galactose. The transcript is spliced from 2 exons.
CGAGUAGAUCAUGAUCAGCCUUCCGGUCCGAGUCAUUCUACCGUCGAGCCCCGUCCGGUGUCCCCGGAAACGUUGCAUAGAACACACCCGCGGAUGUUGCGCAAUCUACGCGGAGAACGAGGUAACCAAAUCCAAGUGAGUUGAGCGAGACAUCGCAGCUAAUGACGCGCUACACAGUCUACGUGGGAAAGGCUGCGUCCUUGUCUUUCUUGCAGCUGGUCCGGGAUACCGUGUCGCAGUACAUUGGACCGUCGCAAUUCUCGCAUAAUGUGAAAAGCGAAGAUAUGCUGGAGACGGAAACACCGCGUGAUAUUCCACCGGCUCCGGAUGAUACUCUUGAUUCUUAUGAGCUACUGGGAUAUUAUCGCGCCUAUAGCUCGGCCACGAGUGGAUUCAUCUACGUUUUGUCGGAUGCAGAAGCAAUGGAUAUUCUUGAUGGUUUGAUCAAUCCUAGUGCCCGUCGAGAUAAAACAAAGAUGGCACUGGCAGACAUGAUUAUUGCCAUUGGGGCACAGUCUACCAAACGAGCUCCGUCGACCGAGCAAGCUGAGCGCUUUUUCUUUUCCCGCGCCCAACGCAGCGCUUUCGAGGGCAUGUUGGAGAAUCCAAGUCUAGAAUUGGUCCGUUUGUUUCUGCUGAUGUCCUUUUAUAUGCUUGGGGCUUGUCGUCGAAAUACUGCCUUCAUGUACUUGGGAGUGGCCGUCCGAGCUGCCGUGGCAUUGGGUCUCCAUCUUACCGAGCUAGUGGAUGCCGUCCCCAGCCCUGAGCAGCAUCAAAGGGCACAAGUAUGGAUGAGUGUUUACAUUCUGGACCUCCUGGUUAGCUCUAUUCUUGGUAGACCGGCUGCCACGGCCGCUCUACGUUCAGAUGCGGAGCAUAGUUUUGUUCGCUACACACAGCCAGAGGGCCAUAUGGCAAUGGGCUUGCUUGCUUCCUACAAAGUUUCGGGGAUUCUGGAAGAGGUUAUCGCCCGCAUGUAUAGCAAGGAAGGGGCCUCGGCCGAGGUCGCAGAGUCGCUCCUAGCAAAGCUCAAGCAAUGGAGCAAUGGCCUACCAGGGCCGUUAGUGGAGCCACCAAAUCUCGACUUUGAGGAACCUGCGGCCCGCAGGCAAAUAAUCGGCAAUCUGCACAUCGCAUGCACCUACCACUUUGCGGUAAUCAUAGUGACGCGGCCAUUUCUGAUAUCCGUAUUGGGCGUUCGGCUAGCGCGAUUGCACGGUGGCCCUGUAAACUGGUUAUCGGGCGAUUCAUUGCACGAGGAACCAGCACAUUCGAAUAUGGCGACCGCUUGCACCGACUCGGCCUUGUACAUGAUACAGACAUGCUCCGAGGUGCAUCGCUCUGGUUUACUGCUGGGUAAUAUGUGCAUUCUGAAGGCUUUUGUGUUUGCUGCCGGCUUGGUUCUGGGGUUUUCGAUGUUCUCUCGGAGAGAAGCAGACCCGCCACUAGACCAAGCCUACAAAGAGGCCUUGGAGAUCCUACGUGUGCUCUCCGAGCAGUCCGCCCAAGCAGCACAUUACUCGGAGAUCCUCAGUUACCUUGGGAAUGCCAUUGCUGAACAGCGUCAACAACUUCUGCACCAUUCUCAGCAGAACAAGAGCCGCUAUGUCAGUAAGCUUUUCAGUCUGGACGAUCGCAGACCUUCAACGGAGAUCCGGGGUGGCCUAGAAACGCCUGCACGGGCUGAUAUCUCUGGCAUUCCGCCCGAUUCUAAUAUAUCCGAUUCAUGGGUUGAUCUUCAGCGCCCAAAUUUCAUGGACUCUCUGGAUAUUGGUGCAGCAUUUACUGCUUUAGACGGCAUGCAGUUGCCGGUAUGGGAUAGCUUUCCAUUUAUUGGUGAGCCGUUUCAACUGCAAGGUAGAGUUAACGAGGCAAAUUGAUGCUGGACAGCGAUAACGGAAGGACCCGGUUGAUGACGUUGUGUCUAGCCCGGCGAGGUUAGCGCAGAACGGUUGUCAGCGUGGCUCGAAUCGAAAGUGUCGAACAUCCUUUCUUCCUCUGAUUCCGGAUUUUGUAGGGCUCUCCGGAACGACACAUUAUUUAGCACCUUCAUCCUUGUAUCAACCUUAUAUCGGGUAUCUAGCUGAAGCUCAUUCGCGGCCUGAGCCGAUCCCGUCGGAUAAUGGUGGAGCUCCCGAGGGGAGUCCCGAGCAGUCAGCACAGGGCGUAUAAUGCAAGGUCAAGAUCGGGCUGUCUCACAUGCAAUAGGUGUAUCGCCGUUAAUGUAGUUUUCAGAAUAUUUACAUGUUUGCCUGGCCU